This is a messenger RNA of Portunus trituberculatus (swimming crab), 5940 nucleotides long. RefSeq names its product Hermansky-Pudlak syndrome 3 protein-like. Gene Ontology annotation, biological process: organelle organization. The record is from RefSeq and is a predicted model, not a curated record. Gene Ontology annotation, cellular component: cytoplasm. Lineage: Eukaryota; Metazoa; Arthropoda; Malacostraca; Decapoda; Portunidae.
GAAGCUCCACCACCGUCCUGCCGCCCUGCUGACUGGAGUGCUGCUCCACUAAGGAACUUUCUUGUGCUCCACCGAAGACGCUUGCUUUCCACUGUAAGGCCGAGCAGCCGAUCCAAAGGCCUGGCUCUGGAGCGAUCCCGAGCCACCUGUAGCAUCAAGAUCAAGACCUUCUCCCCUCCCUCCGGCCACCACAGCUCCCUGCCUCCCAACUCCCACGCCCACGGUGAUGGCCGACCCCGCCCAGCAUCCAAGAAAAGAAUCACUUGCAGCAAGAUGGUGCGAGUCAUAUCAGUCCAUCACUUCACGCGUCAAGAUGUGGCUGGCCUGGAGCGCUCAGGGGGACGAGGAGUCACUAGGGGAAAAGAUGACAUCCUCCUGGUUGGUGGGGAACACACUGUGGACAUCCGUGAUCUCAAGGCUGGUGGAUCUUUGCAAGGCAGUUUCCCCACAGUUGAUCUGGUCCAGCAAAUUGUUUAUUGUGAAACAGGUAACUUCGUGGUCACAUUAGAAACCAAGCCAGCCAGACAUGGUGGUGAUCACAGAUAUGUACGAGUAUAUCUUAACUGGGAUCAGAGCACCACCAAUCAGCCAAUGAGGGCCAGGAUUGCCGGACGUGUCACACCUAGCAGCCAAUCAGGUGUUGCUAAUUUAGAAAUGGUGGAAAUUCCUCUUCGUAAACCAGCAGAGUUCAUUGCCUGCUGUCAGUCAACUGGAAACAUUGCUGUGGCUUGUGGCAUCAGUGUGACAAUAUUCAGGUUCUGUGAAAAGACCCAUGAUCUUUCAAAAGUGAAAUUCAUUGAUUUUGAAGAGUACAUGGAACUUGACAUGUCCUUCAUUGUUAAGGAAGUUGCCAUGUCAGAGGAUUUGAUUGGUUGUAUAUCAGAGUCAGAAGCACAUAUCUUUCAAAUUACUAUCAAUUCACAACUUUUGAAAGCAAACUCUGAAGAAAAAGAGAGCAAACCACAAGAUAAGCGGAGCAAGUCCCGUUCCAAGUCUAAACGGUCAGCAUCAAGAUCCCCUGGCCGCAGUAUUGACUCCAUGAGCUCUGGGGGCUUGAUGAAAGAGCGUCUCAAGAAGGAGGAUUCCUUGGUAUCCAUAAGAGAUGCUGAUGACUAUGUAGAUUUAAGUGAACUUACGUGGGUGCCAACAUUAUCCUAUGGUCGUAGGCGUCCUGCUGAAGACAGUCGAUUUCUCCUGUUUCCCUCCCUUGUAGGAGCUGCUCAGUGUGGGCCGGUAGCUGAACCAGGGGAGGUCAUUGGUCCUGUAAGCUCAGCCCGAUGCUCCAGUGUUCGCAUGAAGGUUCUCACCACAAACUCUUCAGGAGUGAAGCUUCCAGCAAAUGUGUUUGAAGCUGUGACUCUCAUCCACCGGCGAGCUGACCAUACUAGUGAUCCUGAUAUUCCCUUCUCCAACCUCAUGUUGAUGGCUGUGUAUGAUUCAGAGAAGGGAAAGAAAGAUGGUAAAGCAACUCCCCCUCGCCGGCCCUCACACCCACUGCAGCCCUCUGGGUCAGCCCUCAAGGUUGGUGCUUCAGUCUUCCUUACAACUCCUCAUGUUGGCCAACUGUACCACAUCACUCUCUGCCAUGAUGCCUUCAGUAGCAAUGUAGUGCGUGGUGGUGUCUUCUCUUACACUGCACCUGUGUACUCGGUGGCACUGGAGCCUUCUCUCCUGCACGCCCUCACACUAACUGGCCUGGAAACUUACACCCUCAGACCACACCCUGUUGUGGUUGUAUCACACCUUCCAGAGGGCCUCAACAUGGUUGUUCCCCCACACUGGGAGGAGACUGUGUGUCUUGUCGGACUGCGGCCCUUCCUUAAUGUUGAGACACUCACUCUCACCAAAUCUUGCCUGGCUCUGAUCGCUGCAAAUAAUGAAGGUGGUGACAAAUCCCACACUGUGUAUUCACUCCACCUGCCUAGUGCUGCCAACCUAUACAAAGAAAUGGUGCGUGUGGGCCGCAGCCACCGCUCUGCCUCUCCCUCUACUUACCUGCACCUACUACUAGAAGCUCAUCUGAUCCUUACCACAGCCCUGCACCAUGAGCUUCCUCAGGCUGAAGAGUCUGAUGAAGACCUGUGCUCCUUGUUGCAGGAUUCUUCUGCAUUGCUUGGUGAUUAUUAUGCCCAGUGUGAAACAGAGACAGAAUGGAAGCAAGCUACUCAGUAUUACCAGGUGUCCAGCCUCACCCCUGAUGCAGUAGUAGAGAGGUUGGAGCUGCAGUGCCCAGGCCUUGUUCCUGUUGUCUCAGCUCUUCUGCUCCAUCCCAACACAGCUCCACUCACUGCUGCACAGGCCAACUGUGUUUUGGAGAUGAUGGAAAAGAUUGCCCCACAUAAAGUUUCUUCAAUUAUUCUACAGUCUAAUUGCUUUAAGGAAUACAAGAAAGAUAAGGUACUGGCAAUAAUAAAGACAGAACUGUCCAAGACACAGGAGCCAAGACCAACGGACGUCCUGGCCUUGGCCCUUGUGAUUUUGGACAGAGGAUCACCUGAACAGGUAGCAACAGUUGUGGCCUCACUUCGAGCUUACCAGUUGGUAGUGGUGUUGCUGCAGCAUUCCCGUCUUCUCCUCACUACACAGGAUGGGACAACAACACUCUCCCCUCUGGCACAGGUUCUGGCAGAGCACAAGAAAGAAGUUUUCACGGAGGUGUUUGUGUCCAUGAUUGGAGAAGGCAGCCUGUCUUUGAAUGCCUUUGUGGAUGCCUUUAUAGCUGUGUAUCCAAUUGUGUCUUGUGGCCCUGAGUGCAACACACAUUCACUUUGGCUAAGAGAUUUUCUGGAAAAGUUCUUCUUGGAAUAUGCUCAUAACACUGAAAUCACUGACCAGCGGGACCGCUAUGACAGAGCUGUACGAGUGUUGGUGAGCCUUUACCUGGCUAGCCUGAUGGGUGCUUUUGGUGACAAGUCUAAGGAAGACCCAAAUUGGAGUGACCAGAGAGUAGCCUUGAAGGAGCUGUAUGCACCACGCCCAACUUUCCUAGCCCUUCUGCCUCCAUUUAGUCAAGAGCAGUCCCAGAGCAACAAGAGCCAGGCAAUAGUUUCUGUUGAAGGAGAAGCCCCUGAAGACAAGACUCCUUCAGAAGUUAAGGAGAUGAGGAAAACCUUGUCUUCCUCAUUGCUGCACCUUGUGGUUCUUCAAUCUCUCCUAAGCUCUGAUCUGCCAUCAUCAGAGGAUCGAUCAAAUGUUCUCAAGUUUGCCACUGCAAAUCCAUCUGUUUUGGGUGCCCAGUCUCUCAAGAUACUGUGCCUGGAUCGUUCACAACAGCUGGAUUAUAUUUUGGAGGAGUUUCCAUAUGCUCUUCUGCAGUUUGGAAAGGAUAUGUACGAGUCCCCCAUGGAGUGGGAAGAACUUGUGACAAAGUUAAUAAAUUAUAAAUCCAGCCUCUCAGAAUCAGAUCCAACUUAUCAUGUUUACUUGGAUGUCUUGAAUGCUGUACUAGGUGAAUUGGUUUUGACUGCACCUUUAGAUAUCUUCAUGAGGAUCAUCCCCAGUAGCCGCCAUGAAGAGUUCAGAGGGCACAUCCGGCAGUGCCACUCUGCUGCCUUGGCAGUCCACCUUCGCAAUUCUCUAAUGACCUAUGCCAAGAAUGUGUUGACACAAAUGGCAAAAUAACAUGUACUACUGAUUGACAACUCCAGGUGAUGUCUAGUCAUUAGACAUUAUGUAAAUAUUAUUAGCAGAGCUGAAAGGAGGAAUGUGCUUUGUUUUUGUUGAUGAGAAGGAAACAACAGUUUGGAAAAAAAAAUUAGGACAAAAUGUGACAUCAGGUCAAAUCUUUCCUCUUGUAGGCUAUUGAUCAUUUUAUCGUCACUUGGCUUCACACUGAUUAUGCUCUUCCUUCCAGCUUAUCUGGCUCUUAGUCAUUAAAAGUUUUGGGAAAGUGGAUUGAAUCUCUAGUAUUCUAGUCAUUUGAAUGAUUCAAGUACUUUGAAUAUUUAUGUGCUACCAUAUAUGGAACUUCAGAUUACUUGUCUUUCCCUUUUGGGUAGCCUUUGUUCUUUCCAUAAAGGAUGAUCAUGGCAAAGCUUUCAAUCACUCAACAUACUUAUAUAUGAUUGUUAUGCAAUUGGCUACGAGAAAGGGGAGAGUAAUGUGUUAAUACUAUGGGAACAGUAUGCUCCAACAAAUUUAGUUGUUGACUGGUUAUUAGAUCGAAACAAGAUCACAGUCAACAAUUACAAAAAUAGUAAUGGCUUAGAAGAUAGGUAUAGAUGUAACUAUUGGAAAUUGAUCUGAAGGGGGAUGUAUUGUAAUAAAUGAAAGAAUACAGGCAAUGCCAAGAAGGGAACUCUUACAUGUCUCUCAUACAAGCUCUAUUUGUAAACCAUGCAGAGUAGGGAGGAUGUCUGCUAGUGUGUGGUAACUUUUAGAACUUUCAUGGAGCACUAUUAUUAUGACAACCCUUUUAAAAGACAUAGAAGUAAGUAGCAAGGAAUAUGUGAUAAUUAGAUAUUCUUGUUAGGUAGUCUUGUUGCUUACAGUAGCUAAAAAUGUUUUAAGUGACCGGGUAACAACGAUCAUAGUUUAGGAAAUUUUUUAAAGUACGGUGAUCGUAUAUGUACGAUUGUAGCAUCGCAUGCGGAGAAGCGGGGAUCGUACCGGUAAUCAUGAUUUUUCCGCGCUAAAUGUUUGAAUCUCUCCCCUUCACUAUUGGUCCUGGGGCAAGUGGAGGUAUCUGGCAUCUUUUCUUGUUCACCUGCUUGAGCCUUGAGACAUAUGUUCCCUCACAAUGUCAUAUUUUCCCAUUUCAAGGCGACAUCUGGCAACCCCCGUCACCCGGAGGGAGGAAACGGUACUCCUAGUGAUGUUAUGUCAGUGUUACUCGGUAGAUGACAUUGAGGAGUGAUGAAAAUGAAAAUGGAUUUUUUUUUUACUGAGACAGAAGAAAGUGAAGACUCCAGUAGUGAUUCUGAUAGUGAUCUGGGAGACAGAGACCAACCCUUACAACGACGUUCAUAACCCUCCUCACGUAGCCUAUUCCCCUCCAGCAAUGCGCUGGUGUGUGUCACCCAUGGUUGCCUCUACAGGACUGUGCUUGUUGGCCAAUUCACGUGAAUCCCAUUGCUAAUAAGAGUUGCCAGAUUCCAAUUAUUAUAGAAACCCACAAUUCUUGUAAUAUGUAGUUUCUUUUUCUUUUCCAGUUUUACACAUCAUUUCAUAUACCUGAGUUAGCAUUUUCUUGACAUUAAAGUGCAAUUCUAAGAAAUUGACUUGAGGCCUGUCCAAACGAGUGGGCCUGAUCAGCAGGCAUGCCCAUUAAGAGGCACACUUGAUGGGCAAACGGUCUAAUUGCCCAAGUGCCCGUCAAGCGAAAUCACUGAGGUGGUGCCCGGUAGCUGGAGCUUUGACCCUGCCAGACAUAAAAGUUAAUAUCGUGAACCCACAGCAGGCUUUCCUCCCACAUCCCACGUCAUUGUAACACAGUUCACAUUUCACCAUGUCAACCCCGGAGAACUCAAGCAAGCCACCUGCCAUUUAUUAGUCUAAAGCACUGACUAGCAUGUUGACUUCUUUAUCAUGAGAAUCCAUGUUUAUGGAAUGUGAAGCUGGAAUGCUAUAAGAAUAGAGAGACAAACGCAUAACAGCACUGAAGACAUUGCUACAGAGAUAAGAGAGCAUGGUGCUUCCGUUACGACAGAUGACAUAAGAAAGAAAAUGACACCAUGUAACCAGUUUCGGCAUGAAUGCAAGGUGAAGCAUUCACAAAAGUCAGACUUGCUAAAAAUUGCUUCUGCUGUUAUGCUGUCUCUCAUGUUUGUAUCCUUUUCAUUAUGUAAGGCUUCACCUUUGCUAGUAAAAUAUACAGAGUGCUUACACUCAUUCUCAUAUAAUUUCUGAUGUCUAGUUCAUGAUGUGUUGCUUUCAUAUACAGUAAUACCUCUAAGAUAUGAACGCCCCAACAUAUGAUUUUUUUUUUUUUUUUUUUAUAUA